GUGGGGGGAUGGGCGGGGAGGAGGGCGAGGUGGAGGGGCAGGGGCCGUGGUGGCGCACGCCGGAGGAGAUACGGCUCCUCUCCACCGCCACCGCCGCCAACUUCCUGUUCACCAGCAUGACUGAGUCCGAGCGCUCCGACGCCUUCUCCCUCUUCGAGCGCCUUGCCGUCAAGGCGGGCGACGUGGUGGUGAAGCAGGCGGAGCCGGGCGACUUCUACUUUGUUGUGCUCAGCGGGCAGUACGACGUGUUCGUGCAGGCGGGGCUGGACCCUCCGCUGCUGGUGCAUACAUACAGCAGCGCGUCGGGGCAGCCGGCCUCCUUCGGCGAGCUGGCUUUGCUGUACAACAAGCCCCGCGCCGCCACCGUGAUGGCCCGCACGGACGGGCAGCUGCUGCGGCUGCACCGCUCCACCUUCCGCUCGGUGGUUGCUGCGGGCGGUCAGCCGGGUCCCACUGUGCGCACACUGCGGGGGGUGGAGGUGCUGCAGUGCCUCAGCAUCACACAGCUGCAGCGGCUGGCGGAGAUGAUGGAUGAGGUGACCUACGAGGACGGCAGCUACGUGAUCCGGCAGGGCGAGGAGGGGCGCGACUUCUUUGUCAUAUCCGCGGGGGAGGUGUCGUGCACCGUCAAGAAGAACCUGGCAAACCAGGACGAGCAGGCAAAGGAGGUUCUUCGCCUGUACGCGGGUCAGUACUUUGGCGAGCGCGCGCUGCUGACCAGCGCCAAGCGGGCUGCCAAUGUAGUGGCGGCGGGGCGGGUGACGCUGCUGGCAAUCAGCAGGAGCAGGUUCGAGGCGGUGUUUGGGCCGCUGCAGGACAUCAUUGACAGCGAGGCCGCCUGGAAGGAGGCGGUGGCCAUGCAGCGAGAGGUGCUGUCGCGGAAGACAAUGGCGUCGGGGUUGCAGGUUGCGCAGGCUCAGUUCAGUCUGGAGGAGCUGUCGGCGCGCGGCCUGCUGUCCUCCACCGACUGCUCCGCACUCAUGCUCAUGGAGCACAAGGCCAGCGAGGAGGUGUACACGGUCCGUGUGACCAGCGUGGCUGACGUGGUGUCGCUGGGCAAGCAGGGGGUGGUGAUGCGCUCGCGGGACGUGACUCGCUCGCUGGAGCCGUCCUUCUUCGUGCCGGGGGUACUCAAGAGCUUCAAAGACAACAGGGUGCUGGCGGAGGUUCUCAUGACGGUGGGACUGUGCACGCUGGACUGCCUGAUGUCGCCGCUGCCCUUCGACGAGGCCAGUGCGGUCUACAUCGCCGCCUCGUUGGUGUUGGGGCUGGAGCACCUGCACUGGAGCGGAGUCAUCUACCGGGGGCUGUGCGCACACAGUGUGGUGGUGACGGAGGGGGGGCAGGUGCAGCUGGUGGAUUUCAGGUUCGCCCGUCGCAACGAGGGUCGCGCCUUCACGCUGUGCGGCAGUCCCGAGUACCUAGCCCCCGAGGUGGUGGAGGGGCGCGGACACACCGAGUCCGCCGACCUAUGGGCCCUGGGCGUCCUCAUCUACUGCCUCAUGUCCGGCGAAACACCCUUCGCCUCCCCCGGUGACGACGAGCUGCGCAUCUACCGCCGCAUCGUCUCCCGCCACCUCGCCUUCCCGCACCACUUCUCCCCUGCUGCUCGCGACCUGCUGGAGCGGCUGCUGCACCCCGACCCGGCGGCUCGGCUGGGCGGGCAGGGCCCCGCCUCGCUGCGGCACCUGAAGCGGCACCCCUGGUUCGCGGCGGUGAACUGGGAUGCGCUGCUGGAACACAGGUACCUGCCUCCCCCGGGCAUUCGCGAGCGCAUCUACAAUUUCGAGGGGGUGGCGUACGCGCACUUCGACCCGCGCACCUACGAGGGGGACAUGUCCUGGGCCAACAACUUCUAGUGAAUACGGUAUUGGCGGAAGUACGGCAGCUGCUGCUGCGGCUCCUAUUGGCUAGGGGCAACCUUCACAUGUGGUUGCUAUUCAUAGAGCGUAUGAGGAGAGUCUUGAGUUAUGAUUGAGGGGCAGAGAGAGAGAGGGACACAGGAAUAUACCGAGUGAUGAGAGAGGUUGGGGGCGGGGCACGGACCCAUGGGUCAUGUGUUUACGGCAUGGGAGGCCAAGGGGGUAAGGGGAGAAGGAGGGAAAGAUAAAUGAGGCGAUGCAGAAAAGAGGGAGAGAGAGGAAUAGCGAAUAGGGCGGGAAAUGUCCAGGUUGCAAGCAGGAAGCAAGCAGCUAAAAGGGAACCAAGGGAGGAAGGGAGGGAGGGAAUGGUGGCGGGGGUUUGUGGUCGCGGAGGUUCCUAAGAGGCGGUUGUUAUGCGCGUUGGUGACCUCUCUUAUCCUGCGUGACAGGCGGAUAGAGAGUGAGAAUGUAUAGGUUUCGCUGAAUGCUCAGCAUAUCAGUAAAACAUUGAGAACACGUUGUGGGGUUUAAUCUAUACGGGGAAGGCAGCCGCCACUACAAAGAGGGGGGGCGGCUGCGUCGCGCGGGGCUCGCGGGGCUGCUGCUGCUGCUGAGGGGUCUCAUUGUUCCGUUGCUUGCAUGCACUUGCUUGCAUUUGUUGAUGGCUGAAGGGUACGCGGAAGGGGGCGGGUGACCGAAAGCCGUAAUGGCCUUGAUAACAGACUUUUGACGGGGUGUUUGUGACGCCGUGUUCUCAACUUUGCAUCCUCGGCCAAGAACAGCAUUUGGGGAUUACGGAUGGCUGUGGGGGGAUUGCGCGCGUCGGCUUGAUGGUUGGAAACUAUUGGGAGAAGAAUGGGGUGAUAAGAGCCGCGUGACUGGUAAUGGAGGGACGUUAUUGAGCAAUCUCAGGGCACGCCUGAAAGGGAGGUCUGCGAGCAGCAACACGUGCAUUUACGGCUUUUAACACAACAGCCAUGACGGUUAUCCGUCGUGUGGAGUUUUACCUACGAUGCCAAUUUGGUGGUUAGGUUUGCGUCCUCUGCUGGCCGUUCUGAGAAGGCGCCUUAAGAAGGUUUCAGCCAUGGGUGGGGCUGGAAUCAGGGUGGAUGAGGCGGUACGCUGAUGCCUAGCCAUCCAGGAUGCUAGCAAGGCUCAGAAUGUGGCGCAUGGCCGGUUUCAUCUUGUUUCUUGUAACC
This is a messenger RNA of Astrephomene gubernaculifera, 3061 nucleotides long. The record is from the annotation of a GenBank genome assembly. NCBI's taxonomy places the organism in Eukaryota, Viridiplantae, Chlorophyta, Chlorophyceae, Chlamydomonadales, Astrephomenaceae.